Dermacentor albipictus is the source of this 1620-nucleotide messenger RNA. Lineage: Eukaryota; Metazoa; Arthropoda; Arachnida; Ixodida; Ixodidae. The record is from RefSeq and is a predicted model, not a curated record.
UGGGCCAUUAAUAUCGCAGAACGGGAACACGGAGCCAUCAUGGAGCCACAAAGUCAGUUGCCUGGACACCCGAAAGAAAUGACCCGUCCGGCCGGCCUCUGCAGUCGUUUGCUGGCACACUUAUUGUGGUUAAACGUGGUCCUGGCUGUCCUAACGUUCUUCGUAGCUGGAAUGACAAUCGACCGCUAUUUGAAGUUCUCUGGAACUGGAACCUACAAACAGAUGCACGCUCCGGCGCAGAGGGAGCAUCUUCCAAAGAGCUUCUACGACUCGGACGAACUUUCGGGGUACAGCUAUGAUAUAGUGCCGGACAUACUGCACUUGGUUAGGUACAAUGCGACGGAAGUGGACUUUAUUGACGUGGUGGCCUUCCGCUCCAUGUAUCUGAACCACCGGCCCGAAAAGAUAUACGUUCACUGCAGUCCUUGCGGCUUUCAAGGCAACUACACUCGCUUUCUGGAAGGCAUCAACUUCACCUUCAUCCCAGCUGUUUUUCCCACUGAGGUUUUCGGCAUUCCCAUAAAGGUAUCUCACCACGCUACCGACGUGCUCCGCAUGAGAGUGCUGAUGCGCUACGGAGGAUACUACUUUGACCGAGAUGUGUUCGUGAUUCAAUCUCUGCGACGCUUCCUGCGAUACGAGGCAAGCCUCAGUUUUGGGAGCGGGGACAACAUGGGAAACAUGGUGAUGUUCUUUCACAAGAAUUCGCGCUUCCUUCGUCUCUACCUAGACACCUACCAAGGGUUUAACGACUCGAAUUGGUACUACAACGCGGGCGAGCUACCCCCCAAAGUUCUGUUCCAACCGCAUCCGCAUCUCGUCCACCGAAUGCACUACGGCCUGGAAACCGGAAUGGACAUGCUGGACGCCCUGUACAAGCCACACGCCUACCCGUAUUGGCGGAACGCUUUUGCCAUACACUUUCUGUCACGCUUCCGAUGGGGUUUGCAAUACGAUGCGUUGCACGGAGCUGCAUUUAACGAAACGAACAUCCGAGACGUCGACAAUGCCUUUGGAGAGAUGGCGCGCUCGGUUCUGUUCGGAACGUCCGCCUUCGUGACCCCGGAGGCCCCCAUCCUGAGCGUCGCCGAGCUCGCAGCCAGAAAGGACCGGGGCGAGGACCUCACCAGCGUGCGGCCCGGAAAUGAGCGGCCAUUUUUUUACCCUAUGAUAAACGUGACCAAGUUUAAACGCCACCACUGACGUCUACCGGUGUUAACCGCCUUCCCUUGUUGGAAAACUACGUGAAAGGUGGCUCCGGGGGAAAUUCUGCUGGAUUGUUCCCUGUAACGUGUAGAGCACCUACACAAGCGAGAUUAAGGAUGUGCAGGGAAAACUUCCAAGAAGUUGGGGCUUUUUCCGCUGGCUUCUGGAAAAUGAAAAACGAGAAAAAUGCUGCUACCUGAAAACGAAAAGAAAUAUGCAUGAGACUCACCAGCUUUACAAUUUUAGCCAACUUCUGGUUAGAUAUACUCUAUGUUGAGCUCUGUCUAAGUUACUUUCUGGUACUUAGGAGAUCGUCAUAUUUUAUCUAUACAUCUUCCGAAGUUGAUCGUUUUUGGUAGUCCUGACUUUUCAAGUAGAAAUGUCAAAGGAUUUACAUAAAACUGAAGGUGUUUC